This is a messenger RNA of Nipponia nippon (crested ibis), 2262 nucleotides long. The record is from RefSeq and is a predicted model, not a curated record. NCBI's taxonomy places the organism in Eukaryota, Metazoa, Chordata, Aves, Pelecaniformes, Threskiornithidae.
AUGGGGAAGCGCGGCUUGAACGCUGAGGCACAACACGGCUCGGCGGAACUUGAUGAAGCCGGGGUGGGAAAGGUUGCCGGCGACUGCCGUUGGGCGGCGGGCUGUCAACUACCUGUGUCUUCCUUCCCAGAGAGACCCAAAUUACCGGAUAAUUAUACUCGGGACACCUGGCAAAAACUUCACGAAGCGGUGGGAGCGAUACAGAGUAGCAUUUCUAUUAAAUACAACCUGGAAGAGCUCUACCAGGCUGUUGAAAAUCUCUGUUCUUACAAAGUCUCUGCUACACUGUACAAACAACUGCGACAAGUCUGUGAAGAUCAUGUGAAAGCACAGAUCCUUCAAUUUAGAGAAGAUUCUCUGGAUAGUCUUUUAUUUUUAAAGAAGAUAAAUAAAUGCUGGCAAGAUCAUUGCAGACAAAUGAUCAUGAUCAGAAGCAUUUUCUUAUUUCUGGAUCGUACAUAUGUACUUCAGAAUUCAAUGCUUCCUUCUAUAUGGGAUAUGGGGCUAGAGUUAUUUAGAAAUCACGUCAUUAGUGACAAGCAAGUUCAAAACAAGACUAUCGAUGGAAUCCUCCUGCUGAUCGAACGAGAACGGAAUGGUGAAGCUGUGGACAGAAGUUUGCUGCGGAGCUUGUUGAGCAUGCUCUCUGAUCUGCAGGUUUACAAGGAAUCAUUUGAACAGAGGUUUCUGGAAGAGACAAAUUGCUUAUAUGCUGCAGAAGGCCAAAGAUUAAUGCAAGAAAGAGAGGUCCCAGAAUAUCUUCACCAUGUUAAUAAACGUUUGGAAGAAGAAGGAGACAGAGUAAUAACAUAUUUAGACCACAGCACACAGAAACCACUGAUUGCUUGUGUGGAGAAACAGCUACUAGGAGAACACUUAUCAGCUAUUUUGCAAAAAGGACUUGAUAACCUGCUUGAUGAAAAUAGAAUAUCAGAUUUGACCCAGACAUACCAGCUGUUCAGCCGGGUAAAAGGUGGGCAGCAGAUCCUUUUGCAACAUUGGAGUGAAUACAUCAAGAACUUUGGGACAACAAUAGUGGUUAAUCCUGAAAAGGACAAGGAUAUGGUGCAAGAGCUACUAGAUUUUAAGGAUAAAGUGGACCAUAUCAUAGAAGUGUGCUUUCAGAGAAAUGAAAAAUUUAUAAACUUGAUGAAGGAGUCCUUUGAAACAUUUAUCAACAAGAGACCAAAUAAGCCUGCAGAAUUGAUAGCAAAAUAUGUGGAUUCCAAGUUAAGAGCUGGUAAUAAAGAAGCAACAGAUGAAGAGCUGGAAAGAAUACUUGACAAAAUCAUGAUCAUAUUUAGAUUCAUUCAUGGUAAAGAUGUGUUUGAGGCAUUUUAUAAGAAAGACUUAGCCAAAAGACUGCUGGUUGGGAAAAGUGCAUCAGUAGAUGCUGAGAAGUCCAUGUUGUCAAAGCUUAAACAUGAAUGUGGCGCUGCUUUUACCAGCAAACUGGAGGGCAUGUUCAAGGACAUGGAACUGUCAAAAGAUGUCAUGGUUCAGUUUAAGCAGUAUAUGCAGAACCAAAGUGACCCAGGAAAUAUAGACCUGACAGUAAAUAUAUUAACUAUGGGAUAUUGGCCAACUUAUACACCUAUGGAAGUCCACUUAAAUUCGGAGAUGAUAAAGCUUCAAGAGGUAUUUAAAACCUUUUACCUGGGAAAACACAGUGGUCGAAAGCUUCAGUGGCAGACCACUUUAGGGCAUGCCGUCCUAAAGGCGGAAUUUAAAGAAGGAAAGAAAGAAUUUCAAGUAUCGCUCUUUCAGACAUUAGUAUUGCUUAUGUUUAAUGAAGGAGAUGAAUUCAGUUUUGAAGAAAUUAAAAUGGCCACUGGUGUAGAGGACAGUGAAUUAAGAAGAACCUUGCAGUCUUUAGCUUGUGGAAAAGCACGAGUAUUGAUUAAAAAUCCAAAGGGCAAGGAUGUAGAAGAUGGAGAUAAAUUCAUCUUUAACGGUGAUUUCAAGCAUAAAUUGUUUAGAAUAAAGAUCAACCAAAUCCAAAUGAAAGAAACAGUCGAGGAACAGGUCAGCACAACUGAGAGAGUAUUUCAAGACAGACAAUAUCAGAUUGAUGCUGCUAUUGUACGAAUAAUGAAGAUGAGAAAGACUCUUGGUCAUAAUCUCCUUGUUUCUGAAUUGUAUAAUCAACUGAAAUUUCCUGUAAAGCCUGGAGACUUGAAAAAGAGGAUUGAAUCUCUCAUUGACAGAGACUAUAUGGAGAGAGACAAAGACAACCCCAAUCAGUACCACUAUGUUGCAUAA